UCCCCUUUAAAAAGAGGGGUGUGUUUCUGGAGGGUUCAACACUCUCUGGAGACUGCACGAAUGUGGGGAUUAUGCAGCGAUUUGACGUAAGAUCAGCUGUUGCUGGGAGGCAGCUCCACCGAGAACAGAGCAGCGUCUGAGGCGAAGGCAGAAGAAGGGGAAGAAUUUGUCUAAACAAAAAAAAAAUGCAGCUGGAAUAAACUCAGCCACUGCAAGCUAGCUCCCUCCCUCUCCCCCCAUCCCACCCCCCUUCAAAGAAAACCUCCCUCCCUCCUCACUACAAACCGCAGGCUUGCAACUUGACGUUAAGCGACAUUGAAGAACGGAAAAGCCGCAGUUUCAGGGACAACUAUCCACCCCUGGAAAGCAGCAACAUCCUCCUCCUUCUGUUGACCUGCAGGAAUAGAAACUGCAAUUCAGUUCUCCAGAAAAUGGAGCUGCUGUCAACACCCCACAACAUCAAAAUCACUAACAUUACCUGCGAUUCGUUUAAGAUCUGCUGGGACACUGAUGUGAAAGACAGGGAGCGAAUCACACAUUACUUUGUUGACCUCAACAAGAAAGAAAACAAGGAUUCCAACAAAUUCAAGCACAGGGAUGUCCCUACCAAACUGGUGGCCAAAGCUGUGGCGCUACCGAUGACAGUGCGAGGACAUUGGUUCCUGAGCCCCCGCACAGAGUACAGCGUCGCGGUCCAGGUUGCCAUCAAGCAGAGCGACGGAGAAUACCUCGUGUCUGACUGGAGUGAGGUGGUGGAAUUCUGCACUGGAGAUUAUUCUACUGCCCAUUUGAAACAAUUGUUGGAGAAGGCGGAAGCAAUUGCGGGACGGAUGCUGAGAUUCUCAGUCUUCUAUCGGAACCAUCACGAGGAAUAUUUUGAAUACAUAAGGACGCACCACAAUGGGGUCAUGCAGCCCUACCUGAAGGACAGCAGCGGCAGCCACGGCUCGCCAGUGAACGGCACGCUGUAUGGAGUCUUCUUCAGCUGCAACACCGAGUUCAACACCGGCGAGCCGCAGAUGGACUCACCAUAUGGUCGGCUGCGGUUCCGGGUGGAUGCCGAGAAGCUCUUCAAUCCCGGCACCAACCUGUACUUUGCUGAUCUCUAUUGCAUGUAUACCGCCUACCACUACGUCAUUCUGGUGCUGGCACCCAAGGGUUCUGCCGGCGACCUGUUCUGCCGCGAACGGCUCCCUCUGCUGGACAGCGCAAACAACCCCUUCCUGACCUGCACCCAGGACCCUGAAGGCCGGCUGGUCUUCCACCACGCCCAGGACCUCAUCUUGGAACUGAUUUACACCCAGCCGCUCAGCCUGUCCCUGGGCACCCUCGGCGAGAUCGGCGGCCACCAGCUUAUGAGCCUCUCCACUGCUAAUGCCAAGAAGGACCCCAGCUGCAAGACCUGCAACAUCAGCGUCGGACGUUAGAGUCAGCGACGGGAGGGGAAGGGG
Molecule: messenger RNA, 1451 nt
Organism: Chiloscyllium plagiosum (whitespotted bambooshark)
Lineage: Eukaryota; Metazoa; Chordata; Chondrichthyes; Orectolobiformes; Hemiscylliidae
Product: phytanoyl-CoA hydroxylase-interacting protein-like
Cellular component (GO): cytoplasm
Molecular function (GO): protein binding
Source: RefSeq, a predicted model, not a curated record